AUGCCCAACCUUCGUGGUCCGGGAGAUGGAGUGAGGCGUGCGUACGCGCACGCGGUCCUGUCCGGGGCCCUGUACGGGGCUCCGAUAUGGCACGGCGAGGCCCGUACCAGCCGCCGGAUUCGCAAGAAUCUGCACAGCGUGCAAAGACGGCUGGCCCUACAAAUAGCGAGGACCUACAGGAUCGUGGCACGCGACGCCUUGGCGGUCUUCGUGGGGAUCCCCCCGCCGGAGUACGUGGCCGACUCUCUGGUAGAGUCCUACGCCAGGGCCGAGGCCAUCAGGCUCCGGGGGAAUGUCGUAACCCUGCAACCUCUUCAGAGAGGUGGCCCGUCGGCGGGUUUUCCGCGAAUGGCGCAACAGCCUGCGGAACAGCCCGCCGACCAAGGGAAUCCGAACCACGGAGGCCAUCCUUCCCUGCCUGGACGAGUCCUCACCGGCCACUGGUGCUUCGGUGAGUACCUGUGUCGAAUCGGGAAGGAGCUGACGGCGCGGUGCCACCAUCACGACGAGCCCCGGGACACCGCGCAGCACACGCUGGAGGUCUGUCCGGCGUGGGCACAGGAGCGUGGUGUCCUGAGGCGAGAGAUAGGCGAGGAUCUCUCCCUGCCGGCGGUCGUUAGGGCCAUGGUCGGCAGGGAGAGGGCGUGGACGGCCGUCUCCUUCUGCAGCAGCGUCAUACGGCAGAAGGAGGAGGUGGAGAGAGGGAGGGAGAGGGCGCCGCGAGGCGGCCCUCACCCGCCGCCGCCGCCGGAUUAG
Molecule: messenger RNA, 756 nt
Organism: Trachymyrmex cornetzi
Lineage: Eukaryota; Metazoa; Arthropoda; Insecta; Hymenoptera; Formicidae
Exons: 2
Coding region: 1-756 (251 amino acids)
Source: RefSeq, a predicted model, not a curated record